This is a messenger RNA of Adineta steineri, 1386 nucleotides long. Lineage: Eukaryota; Metazoa; Rotifera; Eurotatoria; Adinetida; Adinetidae. The record is from the annotation of a GenBank genome assembly.
AUGAAAAAACAGAACGUUCGUACAUUAACACUUAUUGUUUCAACAUUCAGCUAUUUGCUCGUUGGUGCGGCCAUAUUUGACGCGCUCGAAUCUAAUACAGAAGAUUUGUUGCGCAAACAAUAUCAAUUGGCUGAAACGAGCAUGCUCCAUACUUAUAAUAUAUCUCAUCAUGAAUAUGUUGAACUUGAAGAUAUUGUUAUUAAAUAUCAACCACAUAAAGCUGGUGCACAAUGGAAAUUUCCUGGAGCAUUCUAUUUUUCUCUAACUGUUAUAACAACAAUAGGCUACGGUCAUUCUUGUCCUACUACAAUAUGGGGAAAAUCUUUUUGUAUGCUAUAUGCUGUUAUUGGUAUUCCACUUUGUCUUGUUAUGUUUCAAUCUGUUGGUGAACGUCUGAAUAAUUUUGCUAGUUGGUGUAUAAAAACAAUAAAAAAAUGUUUCAAAUUUCGUUUUUAUGAAUCAACACAAACUGAACUUGUUAUUGUUGGUACUGUUCUUGCUGUUGGUGUCGUUACAGGUGGUGCCGCUAUGUUUCAUCAUUAUGAAUCAUGGGGUUAUUUUAAUUGUGUUUAUUAUUGUUUUAUAACAUUAACAACAAUUGGUUUUGGUGAUUUUGUUGCUUUACAAACAAAUGAAGCAUUAAAUUCCAAUGUUUUUUAUGUAGUUUUAUCUAUGACAUUUAUUUUAUUUGGUUUAACAGUUGUUGCUUCAUCAAUGAAUUUACUUGUAUUAAGAUUUUUAACAAUGAAUACUGAAGAUGAACGUCGAGAAGAGAUUCAAUCAGCUGUAGCACGUAGUUCACUUCGAUUUGGUAGUGAUAUUAUUAGUGCAAAUGGCACACUUAUUCCAUCUUUAACUCCUGAUCAAUUUGAUUAUUUAUCAGCUGAAUUAACACCACCAGAAUCUGAACCAUGCCAUUGUUGUGCAUGUUUUAUACGUCGAAAAAGAGAACGUAAAAAAUUUACUGUUCGUCGUAUGCCAGGAAAAAUUGCUCAUCUUGUACCAAUGCAACGUUUUGAUUCAAAUACGACAAAACAAAAUUUAUCAGUAGCUAAACCGUCCAAUACUGAUUUUCAUAUACAUUCACCAACAAAAUCACCACCAAUGACAACUGCUACAUCAAUAUUUUCAGCUAAAACAUCAUUAGAUGAUCCUCCACCACCAUCAUUUUCAUCUAUUCAACAUCCUGUUCAUACAUCCACAUCAACUAAUUCAUUAAAACUACCAUCAUUAUCUCAAGAACAAGCAACAAAUGUGAAUAAUAAUAAUGAUUUUGACAAAACAAUUUCUCAAGCGAAAUUAAAAACAAUAUUAUCUCGUUUUCGACAAGAUGUCGAGAUGAUUCCAUUUCGAUUCGAUGCCAGUGUCAAACGAUCUUCCGUGUGA